This is a messenger RNA of Sinocyclocheilus rhinocerous, 5366 nucleotides long. RefSeq names its product zinc finger protein 536 (gene znf536). The record is from RefSeq and is a predicted model, not a curated record. The transcript has 9 exons. Gene Ontology annotation, molecular function: RNA polymerase II cis-regulatory region sequence-specific DNA binding; DNA-binding transcription factor activity, RNA polymerase II-specific. Bases 262 to 4614 code for a protein of 1450 amino acids. Gene Ontology annotation, cellular component: nucleus. Lineage: Eukaryota; Metazoa; Chordata; Actinopteri; Cypriniformes; Cyprinidae. Gene Ontology annotation, biological process: regulation of DNA-templated transcription.
AUGCUCGCGCUCUCCGCUCAUCUCACUGGACUUUUUCUCGAGGAUACAAGACUUAAGAUACUUUCCCCAAAAGCUGACAGUGUGUCCCGGUCCUUGGUAUCUCACAGAGUAAAGACUCAUCGCCGCUGUCAUCGCUUGUUGCCGUACAGACUCAGUGGCGGGGUGAGUCACGGUCUCUUCAACCUGACGGGCCCCGGACCAGUAUGCAGGUAGAGUGAUCAGCUUCCUGAUACACAGACAGACAGAGAGACAUGUAAAGUUAUGAAGGACGGCCUGCAGGUCCCUCCUCCCUUGACUCCUUGGGAACGCAACACCCUCCUCAGGAUGGAGGACUCUAGUUUGUGCCUUGGUGUAUCCUCGGUGGUCUCGGAUGCUGACACCCAUCUCAGCAAUGCAGUACUUAAUGGCCGCUACCCAAUCAGUCAGAAACUUCAUCAGCUGACUGCUCAGCUGGGUCAUGCCUUUCCUGAAUUACAGAGUCGCCAACAGAUCCCAGAGGAAAAGGCAGCCACCCCGAUGGAUGAGAAAACCCACGCUGCCUUAGCUAGUCAGCCAAUCAGCAGUCAGAUGGCCUUACUGGCCAACCAGCUUAACCGUGACAUGGAUGUGGGUGCCCUGAGCGGUCUCAAUGGCCGUGUUGAUUUGCAGCAAUUUCUCAAUGGGCAGAACUUGGGAAUCAUGUCCCAGAUGAACGACAUAGAAGAUGAUGCCCGCAAGAACCGCAAAUACCCCUGUCCGCUAUGUGGCAAGCGCUUCCGUUUCAACAGCAUCCUGUCUCUUCAUAUGCGUACACACACUGGAGAGAAGCCCUUCAAAUGUCCCUAUUGUGACCACAGAGCUGCUCAAAAGGGUAACUUGAAGAUCCACCUCCGCACCCAUAAGCUGGGAAAUCUUGGUAAGGGCCGUGGUCGCGUACGUGAGGAAAACCGGCUGCUUCAUGAACUUGAAGAGAGGGCCAUUCUACGUGAUAAGCAAAUGAGGAACAGCUUGCUGCAACCCUCUCAACCUCUUCCACCCCACUUGGGUAUACAGGGUCACAACCAGCAACAGCCUAGCUCUGCCUGUGGCCUGCUCACUCCAACCAGUAUUGGUGGCUCGCCUGAUGGACUGAGCCAGCCGUCUGCCUCACCUAAGCCUGCAGGUACCAACCUGCAAGAUGAGCAAGCCCUCAACCCAGCCCAAGGAUUUCGGUGCACUUUUUGUAAGGGUAAAUUUAAGAAGCGUGAGGAGCUAGAGCGCCACAUUCGCAUUCUCCACAAGCCCUACAAGUGUACCCUGUGUGAAUUUGCUGCUUCCCAGGAGGAGGACCUCAUCUCCCAUGUGGAGAAAACCCACAUCACAGCUGAAUCAGCCCUGGGACAAGGCACAGGAGCUGGCAAUGGAGAGAAGCCCAACAAUGAAUUUCGUUGUGAGGUUUGUGGCCAGGUUUUCAGUCAAGCUUGGUUUCUGAAAGGCCACAUGCGGAAACACAAAGACUCCUUCGAGCAUUGCUGCCAGAUCUGUGGACGCCGUUUCAAGGAGCCCUGGUUCCUUAAGAAUCACAUGAAGGUGCAUCUCAACAAGCUGGCUAUCAAGAGCAAGCCCCGUGUUGGUGGAGGAGCUGGUGAAGAUGGACCCUCUGUGAACAGCAUGAGCAGCCUGGCUCAAGAAGCCCAUGCCAACCUGUAUUCACGUUACAUUUCUUGUCUACGAAGUGGCUUCCUCACACCCGACAAGCAAGGCCUGGCUGAACAGCAGCACCAGAUGCUGGCCAAGGCCGGUAUAGCUAUGAAGGAGAAGGAGAUGCUUGGAAAGCUCCUGAGCCCAAUGGCCAGCAUGGGCCAUGGCUUAGGGGAAAAUGAAAAGCGCUCACUCUUGGGUUGCCUGAACCUGGUGCCCCCUCUGAAGUCAAGCUGUAUGGAGCGCUUGCAAGCCGCAGCUAAGGUGGCAGAGAUGGACCCCCUGAACAGCUAUCAAGCCUGGCAAAUCAUGGCACGUGGAAUGGCUAUGGAACGCUCCUUCAUGCCAAAAGAGCAGCACCAUGAGGGGCAUGGACAAGAAGAUGAACUUGCCAGUGCAGCUGGGAUUGUUCACUUUGGGAAAGACAAGCUUGAUCACCCAACCUUAGGCUCUAGUGAUGGUUCCAAGCAGAAGCAACACCCUGAUGUCCUUCAUGGAGUGAAGACAAGUGGAGGCAUGAUGCCCAUGAAAGAUGAGGGUGUAAGCUUUGAUGGCCACCGUGAUUUCUUGCCUCACCAUGGGGGUCUCGGCCUGGGCCAAGGGCUUGAGUACAGCCUGGCUGGCCUGAAAGAGAAAGCGACUGAAUGUCCCGACUGCGGCAGAGUUUUUAGAACCUAUCACCAGAUGGUGGUCCACUCCCGGGUACACAACAAGGACCGUCGAACCCUAGAGGACAGCUCCCAGCAUGGUUUGGAUGAAAGGCGUGGCUCAGCUAGCGACCCUGAAUCUCAGUCCAUCAGCCGAUCCACCACCCCAGGCUCCUCCAAUGUGACGGAAGAAAGCGGUGCUGGAGGCGGACACUCCCAAACGGGCAGUGUGCAGGAUGACAGUCCCCGCCCUUCUUCUCCAUCUUCAGAUGUUGGGGAAGAGAUGGCGAAACCUGUGAGUGCUGUCCAGCCCCCCACUACUCAGCACCGGGAACGGAGUGUGGCUUCAACCUUGAAGGACUGCCCCUACUGUGGCAAAUCUUUCCGCACAUCCCACCAUCUGAAGGUCCAUCUACGAAUACAUACAGGUGAAAAGCCCUACAGGUGCCCUCAUUGUGACUAUGCAGGCACUCAAUCAGCUUCUCUGAAGUACCACCUGGAGCGCCACCACCGUGAGCGACAGAAUGUAAGUGGCCCCUCAGCCAACCACCCUCCAUCUUCUGAAAACAAGGAUGACCACACCAAGAACAGCAGUAGCAGUGGGGUCUUUGCUCGCCCCGAUGUCCUUCGCGGGGUCUUCAAAGGGGUGAUGCCCUCUGGUCUUGACUUCAGAGGGGGUCAAAUGCUCCCACACCAGUGGGUACCACCAGGAAUGCUCUCACCCAGAGACAGAGACCGUGAAAGGGAACGUGAUCGCCACGGACCAGGGUCAGAGCCCACCUCAGAGAGCAUGAAGAGUCCUGAGGGGCCAGCCUCUGCAGGGGACAGUCCUGCCAGCUUCUCCGACCUGGGCCGAGCUUACCAGAGUAUGGUGGGAAACGGCGUCAACUUCCAGGGCUCCCUGCAGGCUUUCAUGGACAGCUUUGUCCUCAACUCCAUGAAGAAAGAAAAAAGGAUGAGAGAGAGUCAGCUGCAUGGCCAGCACUUUAGCCAGGAGAGUGCCGAGACCAAGACCAAAAGAGCCAGUGAGGCAAACCAGGAAGAGAAUCCCACCAGUGUCGUCAAGCCAGCUGAGGGUGGCCGCUCCCAGUAUGAGCCUCUGGAUUUGUCCGUUAGACCUGAAGCAGGGUCUCUCCCUGGAGCCUCCAUCACCAUCCAGGACAAUGUUGCUUGGCAUGGCUGCCUCUUCUGCUCCUUCACAACUGCCUCUGUGGAGCUGAUGGCCCUCCACCUGCAAGCCAACCAUCUGGUUAAAGGCAAGUGUGGCCCAGGAAAAGAUGCUAAGGAGCACCUCCUCGGAGAGCCUUCCCAUGCAGGAAAAGCUACUGGCUUGGCUCCACCACCACCAGGCCUUCUUCAUCACCAUGAGGGAGCCCCGUCCAGGGACAGAGAGACUGAGUCUGGGGAGCUGAAGGGACAAGCAGGCUGGUCCAACCAUCUGGAGCAGCCCCCGCAUGGAGCCUCCAUGGGCACGUUCUCCAGUGACUUCUACAAGCCCUUUGGUCCUGUGUAUAAUGGCUCUGGUAGAGGGCCUGUGGGAUUCCUGGACCAGCAGCAAAUUCAGCCCAGUGAUAUGGGUGGUCAGGGCCCCCUGGACGACCUAUCCGACAAGGCGUCCUGCAGCGAAAUAGAGGCAUCUGAAGAACAUGGCGGCCAGUCUGAAGAAGAUGAAGUAAGUCGUGACAAAUCAUUGCCUAACCUCGCUGCUACAGAGAGGCAUAUGCGUUCUGAUGAUGAAGAGGAGGCAGAGGAAGAAGAAGAGAUGGAGAUGGGUGACACUGAGGAGGAGGACCGUGGAUCCAUGCAAAUGCUUCCUGAAUCUCCAUUGUCAGGGAAGGACAUCCAAAGAUGCAAGCUGACUAUGGGCCCCCAAAGCGCUGGCCUUUCUCCUCCUCAGCCUCCCACCCCUGAGAAGCAGUGGCAGCAGCAGCAGACAGGCCUUGGUCUUCUCUCCCCAAGCGGUGGUCCUCCUGGCCUGGUAAAGCCUGGUCAAGCCCACCUGGAGCAUCAGAUGAACAUGCUAUCUGUCCUGCGGGCCUACAGUUCAGAGAACCUCGCAGCCUUCAACGGAGGCCUUGGCGGCAGCUCCAAUGGAGGAGGCAGUGGCACCAGCAGCAUGAAAAGAAAUGACCCCUCUGGAAAAAACCCAGAGCUCCCGCUGCUCCGAGCGACAUCUCUCCCCUCGCCGCCGUCUCUUCCUUCCUCUCCUCCUCUUGUCGUCUUAUGGCAGGAGUCACAGUUCAUCUGUGGGCGGAGGAAGAGGCGUCCCGACGGUUUGACCCUGCUCUUACCCCUGAACAUAGCCUAACUGACACAGAGAUGCAGGACUAAUCAGAAACUAACAUCACCUCCCCCUACUGGACUGAGCGGCCAAGAGCAGGCGGCGGAAAAAGAGGAAGAGGACUGUGACUAUGAAGGACAUUAUCUUAUCAAAAGCAUUAUUUAACGUAAAAGACUUCAAGAGAGAGAAAAAAAAAGACUAAUAAAAUGGACAGCUCAGAUGGUUUCCUGCACGAGCGUUCUCGCUGGAUGAAGGAAAGAAGAUUUGUUGAUGUUUAGUGAGCUGGAAACAAGGAAAAAAAAAGAUUUUUUGCUUCCUGUGUUUUAUGUGUCUUGAAACCUCCCUUGUGUAGCUGAUAAAUACUUUCUGUGUUUUUAAUAGCUUUUUUGACUUUGACCUAGUGAGGAAACUUUGAAGUGCUUGUCCCUCAGAGCAACACAUUCCUUGAACCAAGAUGGCAGCCAGUUGCCAGUCUCAGAAUGAGAGAGUGAGAAACUGAACAGACUUCCCUCCCUCUCUCCUUCUCUCUCUCUCUCUCUCUCUCUCUCUCUCUCUGCCGGUGUUUCUCACUGCCCACUGAAACUUCACCAGUGUUAUCUGUCUGAGGCUCCCUUUCCUCUGGACGUUUGGACCAACCCACUACACGUUUGGAGACCAAGCACACUCUUGUGAAAAAACUCCUUUGUAAUCAGCACACUCUCAGCAGUCAGUGCCUGGACGUCAAAGCAGAAGAACGACAAUCCAGUACUUUCAGGAAACGAGAACGCUGCGUUUGAAAA